AUGGCGUCUCCUGCUGCUGCUCGUACCGCCGUUGCUGGCACUGCACGCGCACUGUGCAUCCGAGCCACUCCGGCCGCACUAACUGCGACCGCGGGCGCCCGCUCCUUCCAUUCGACUCGCUCGUUCGCCGCCGCCUCUUCCUCGCUCGUCUCGACGUUGAGCAGGCCGCGGUUGGCUUCAGCGAGGUCUCCGGCAGCAUGGCAUCUCGCAGGCUCGCAGCGCCGUACCAUGUUCAUCCAGACCGAGACGACGCCCAACACCGACUCGCUCAAGUUCAUCCCCGGCCAGGCCGUGUCGCCUACGGGCACACACGAGUUCCUCGAUGCCGGUGCCGCCGCUUCUUCCCCUCUCGCCGACCGCCUCUUCCACCUCCCCGACGUACGCUCCGUCUUCUUCGGACCCGACUUCAUUUCGGUCAACAAGUCUGUGGAUGCCAAGUGGAGCGAGUUGAAGCCCGAGAUUUACUCGAUCAUCAUGGAGCACUUUACGUCCGGCCGACCACUCUUCGAGGAGGGCAAGGAAAGCGGAGCGGAGGACACGCGGAUUCUCGACACCGACACCGAGGUCGUCGCGAUGAUCAAGGAGUUGCUGGAGACGCGGGUUCGGCCGGCCAUCAUGGAGGACGGAGGAGACAUCGAGUACCGAGGGUUCGACGAGGACUCGGGCGUCGUCAAGCUGAGCCUGAAGGGUAGUUGCAGGGGCUGCGAGAGCUCGGCGGUCACGCUCAAGAGCGGCAUCGAGCGCAUGCUCAUGCACUACAUCCCUGAGGUCAAGGAGGUUGAGCAGGUCCUCGGUCCCGAAGAGGCGGUUGCGGAAGACGAGUUUGCCAAGUUUGAGGAGCGACUGCGCGCAGGCGGCAAGACUGUGCAUGUGUAA
Messenger RNA from Rhodotorula toruloides NP11, 876 nucleotides. RefSeq names its product NifU-like protein. Lineage: Eukaryota; Fungi; Basidiomycota; Microbotryomycetes; Sporidiobolales; Sporidiobolaceae. The coding region runs from base 1 to 876 and encodes 291 amino acids. Gene Ontology annotation, biological process: iron-sulfur cluster assembly. Gene Ontology annotation, cellular component: mitochondrion. The record is from RefSeq and is a predicted model, not a curated record. The transcript has 4 exons. Gene Ontology annotation, molecular function: iron-sulfur cluster binding; iron ion binding.